AUGGCCAUUGCGCAAGGGUGCUUAUACAGUAUGUCCAGCGGGGCCAGGACGCACUGGACGCUGCCAGCAGUUAUUGUACUGUGGACUUCUCUCUGGGGGAUCGUUUCAUCCUAUCCGAUUCCGAGCAGGACUAAUGCGACUUUACUGGAGAAGAAGUGGGAGACCCUCUUCUCCCGCUCCUAUCUGGGUAUAACUGGGGGGAAAUCGGAGCUGAACUGGGAGAGUGACUAUUUGCAGGGCAUCAAAAGAGUGCGGCGACUGUACUGCAACGUGGGCAUUGGGUUUCACCUGCAGGUGCUCCCGGAUGGCAGGAUAAGCGGUGCACACAAUGAGAACCAAUACAGUCUGAUAGAGAUCUCCACCGUGGACCGAGGAGUGAUCAGCUUGUUCGGAGUGAGGAGUGAGCUGUUUGUCGCAAUGAACAGCAGAGGAAGGUUGUACGGAACGAGAGUCUUCGUGGAUGAGUGCAAGUUCAAGGAGACUUUGCUGCCCAAUAACUACAACGCCUAUGAGUCUUUUGUUUACAAGGGGUUCUAUAUCGCCCUCAGCAAGCAUGGCCGUGUAAAGAGAGGCAACAAGGCCACCACCGCCAUGACUGUCACACAUUUCCUCCCGCGGCUAUGA
Xiphias gladius (swordfish) is the source of this 624-nucleotide messenger RNA. Its product is annotated as fibroblast growth factor 6-like. Gene Ontology annotation, molecular function: fibroblast growth factor receptor binding; growth factor activity. The coding region runs from base 1 to 624 and encodes 207 amino acids. The record is from RefSeq and is a predicted model, not a curated record. Gene Ontology annotation, cellular component: cytoplasm. NCBI's taxonomy places the organism in Eukaryota, Metazoa, Chordata, Actinopteri, Istiophoriformes, Xiphiidae. Gene Ontology annotation, biological process: fibroblast growth factor receptor signaling pathway; regulation of cell migration; positive regulation of cell population proliferation. The transcript is spliced from 3 exons.